AUGCUUCCCGGAAAAUGGACUGCGCGGGCGUCGCUAGCUAGGCUGCGACACCGGCGGCGGCGGUGCCAAGGGCACGGGGGCAUCGUCAACGAUGGUGGAUGGCGCAGCCGGUCGGGCCGGUGCAGCAGCCGGUGGAGCCAGCAGCCGCUGUGGAGACGACGGCUGUUGCUGCUGGACGGGGUCUGGCGGCCCUGCACGCCGACCACGGGUGGAAGGGAGCGCAUCCGGGCGGCUGGAAAAAGGCGGCGGAGCUGUUUGCUGGAAAGAAGAGGUGGUCGGGAAACUGUGAUACCAGCGCCUGAGUUGGUUGCGGUGGCGGCGGACCACUUUGUCAGCGAUGCAGACAUCAAAAAGCUGAUGGCCUUGCGGCCAGACGAUCACCCCCUGAAUCCAUCCAGCUCUCAGGCCGAAACCUCGCGUCCAGAUAAGGGAUCCAGGAACAAAGGGAGCCUGUGCAGUCGGAACCUGUCGUUUGGGUCCAGGCCGGAGGAGGUGCCAAAGGGCGGAGACCAGAGGAGGCAAGGAGAAGGAGGCAAGGGAAAGGAGGCAAGGGAAAGGAGGCAAGGGAAAGGAGGCAAGGGAAAGGAGGCAAGGGAAAGGAGGCAAGGGAAAGGAGGCAAGGGAAAGGAGGCAAGGGAAAGGAGGCAAGGGAAAGGAGGCAAGGGAAAGGAGGCAAGGGAAAGGAGGCAAGGGAAAGGAGGCAAGGGAAAGGAGGCAAGGGAAAGGAGGCAAGGGAAAGGAGGCAAGGGAAAGGAGGCAAGGGAAAGGAGGCAAGGGAAAGGAGGCAAGGGAAAGGAGGCAAGGGAAAGGAGGCAAGGGAAAGGAGGCAAGGGAAAGGAGGCAAGGGAAAGGAGGCAAGGGAAAGGAGGCAAGGGAAAGGAGGCAAGGGAAAGGAGGCAAGGGAAAGGAGGCAAGGGAAAGGAGGCAAGGGAAAGGAGGCAAGGGAAAGGAGGCAAGGGAAAGGAGGCAAGGGAAAGGAGGCAAGGGAAAGGAGGCAAGGGAAAGGAGGCAAGGGAAAGGAGGCAAGGGAAAGGAGGCAAGGGAAAGGAGGCAAGGGAAAGGAGGCAAGGGAAAGGAGGCAAGGGAAAGGAGGCAAGGGAAAGGAGGCAAGGGAAAGGAGGCAAGGGAAAGGAGGCAAGGGAAAGGAGGCAAGGGAAAGGAGGCAAGGGAAAGGAGGCAAGGGAAAGGAGGCAAGGGAAAGGAGGCAAGGGAAAGGAGGCAAGGGAAAGGAGGCAAGGGAAAGGAGGCAAGGGAAAGGAGGCAAGGGAAAGGAGGCAAGGGAAAGGAGGCAAGGGAAAGGAGGCAAGGGAAAGGAGGCAAGGGAAAGGAGGCAAGGGAAAGGAGGCAAGGGAAAGGAGGCAAGGGAAAGGAGGCAAGGGAAAGGAGGCAAGGGAAAGGAGGCAAGGGAAAGGAGGCAAGGGAAAGGAGGCAAGGGAAAGGAGGCAAGGGAAAGGAGGCAAGGGAAAGGAGGCAAGGGAAAGGAGGCAAGGGAAAGGAGGCAAGGGAAAGGAGGCAAGGGAAAGGAGGCAAGGGAAAGGAGGCAAGGGAAAGGAGGCAAGGGAAAGGAGGCAAGGGAAAGGAGGCAAGGGAAAGGAGGCAAGGGAAAGGAGGCAAGGGAAAGGAGGCAAGGGAAAGGAGGCAAGGGAAAGGAGGCAAGGGAAAGGAGGCAAGGGAAAGGAGGCAAGGGAAAGGAGGCAAGGGAAAGGAGGCAAGGGAAAGGAGGCAAGGGAAAGGAGGCAAGGGAAAGGAGGCAAGGGAAAGGAGGCAAGGGAAAGGAGGCAAGGGAAAGGAGGCAAGGGAAAGGAGGCAAGGGAAAGGAGGCAAGGGAAAGGAGGCAAGGGAAAGGAGGCAAGGGAAAGAAGGCAAGGGAAAGAAGGCAAGGGAAAGAAGGCAAGGGAAAGAAGGCAAGGGAAAGAAGGCAAGGGAAAGAAGGCAAGGGAAAGAAGGCAAGGGAAAGAAGGCAAGGGAAAGAAGGCAAGGGAAAGAAGGCAAGGGAAAGAAGGCAAGGGAAAGAAGGCAAGGGAAAGAAGGCAAGGGAAAGAAGGCAAGGGAAAGAAGGCAAGGGAAAGAAGGCAAGGGAAAGAAGGCAAGGGAAAGAAGGCAAGGGAAAGAAGGCAAGGGAAAGAAGGCAAGGGAAAGAAGGCAAGGGAAAGAAGGCAAGGGAAAGAAGGCAAGGGAAAGAAGGCAAGGGAAAGAAGGCAAGGGAAAGAAGGCAAGGGAAAGAAGGCAAGGGAAAGAAGGCAAGGGAAAGAAGGCAAGGGAAAGAAGGCAAGGGAAAGAAGGCAAGGGAAAGAAGGCAAGGGAAAGAAGGCAAGGGAAAGAAGGCAAGGGAAAGAGUAA
Molecule: messenger RNA, 2340 nt
Organism: Schistocerca piceifrons (Central American locust)
Lineage: Eukaryota; Metazoa; Arthropoda; Insecta; Orthoptera; Acrididae
Product: spidroin-1-like
Exons: 2
Coding region: 1-2340 (779 amino acids)
Source: RefSeq, a predicted model, not a curated record